Molecule: messenger RNA, 1424 nt
Organism: Raphanus sativus (radish)
Lineage: Eukaryota; Viridiplantae; Streptophyta; Magnoliopsida; Brassicales; Brassicaceae
Product: flocculation protein FLO11-like
Exons: 1
Coding region: 116-793 (225 amino acids)
Source: RefSeq, a predicted model, not a curated record
UUACACACACAUCUUCCUAUAUAUACACCCAUACGAAAACAAUCAAACAUCAACUUUUCAAUUCAUAGUCACAAAAAAACUUCUUAGCUAUUUCCAAAACAGUUUCUGAAAAAUUAUGAACACAAAAAAUAUAGCAAUGUUGAUGAUGGUGAUGUUGGUAAUAAUGGGAACAGAGAAAAUUUUAGCUCAGGCAAAUCAUCCCUUGUUUGAAAUCUCUAGUGGACGUAGACAUGUUGCAUCUACCCCUACUCCUCCAGCUAAUCCUUCUCUUUCACAAGAUCGUCCCUUGUUUGAAAUCUCAACUGGAAGUAGACAUGUUGCAUCUACCCCUACUCCCCCAGCUAAUCCUUCUCUUUCACAAGAUCAUCCCUUGUUUAAAAUCUCCAGUGGACGCAGACAUGUUACAUCUACCCCUACUCCUCCAGCUAAUCCUUCUCUUUCACAAGAUCGUCCCUUGUUUGAAAUCUCUACUGGAAGUAGACAUGUUGCAUCUACCCCUACUCCCCCAGCUAAUCCUUCUCUUUCACAAGAUCAUCCCUUGUUUAAAAUCUCCAGUGGACGCAGACAUGUUACAUCUACUCCUACUCCUCCAGCUAAUCCUUCUCUUUCACAAGAUCGUCCCUUGUUUGAAGUCUCUACUGGAAAUAGACAUGUUGCAUCUACCCCUACUCCCCCAGCUAAUCCUGCUCUUUCACAAGAUCGUCCCUUAUUUAAAAUCUCCAGUGAACGCAGACAUGUUACAUCUACCCCUACUCUUCCAGCUAAUCCUUCUCUUUCACAAGAUUCAGCCUAGUAUGUAUUUUUAUUUAAUUCUUAUAGCAUGAAUAAUAAAAUAAAAAUUAAAAUAAUGAUGCAAGAAGAUGUUUUGUAUAAGAUAUAACAAAUAUUAUAACUAUUGCAUUUAUGAAUCUAUAGAGCAUUUCAUGUUUGAAGAAAAUCACAAUAUUUUCCAUUAGGGUUAAACCCGCCCUAUGGUCGGAUAGGGCGGGUGAGCAACUGAAAAGUAACUAAAAUAUGUUUAUAUGGUAGUGUGAUAUUUGCGUUAGUAGGAUUUUUUGAGAUUAUUAACCGGUGUGUUUAAACAAAAUAUUUACUGAAAACUAGUGAGAUAUAGAUAAGGAAUCAGAUUGGAGAGGAAGGUACUAGUUAUUUGAUAGAUGGAUAUUUUCAAGGCACAAAUUAAAACCCGCAAUGCUCUGUUUAUCUGUGUCGUGGCUAUUAAGUAAAAGUACAGUUGAUACAUUACAUAUAGUCAUGAAGCUUGAUUUAUAAAUUCGUGUAUGUGUAACGUUGGAUGUGGUUUGAGGAGAUCCAGAAGCUAGUACUGGAGGGAUAAUGGUAUUCUUACACAUGCGAUGAAACAAUAUAUAUUGUAUCGUGGUGGCUCAAAGUAAACUGUUUGAUUCGUGUUGUUGCGUGCUUAC